CAUCUGGCCACAUCCCCAGGAUCACUCAACAGCUCCGCCUCCUCGCCAGUGAUUGGCCGCCAGAACUGUAGCUCAGGAGAGGCACACAGGCGGCCAAUCACCGGUGAGGAUGUGGAGCUUGGAGAGGAGGAGGCGAGCAGCAGCGCAAAGAGCAAAGAAGAUCGAGCGAGGGAGCGGCCGGAGAAGGAAGACAGAUGACAGGUAAGCGUCUGUAGCGUGCAGAUGAUGCUGCUGCAGCCAGGCUGGUAAGCAUUGGGAGGAGGAAUAGUGCCCCAUCAUUGGUGUCAUUAAUACCAAUGAUGGGGCACUAUUCCUCCCACUGACACCAAUGAUGGGGCACUAUUUCCUCCCCCCCCCCACUGACACCAACGAUGGGGAACUAUUCCUCC
Messenger RNA from Staurois parvus, 389 nucleotides. Lineage: Eukaryota; Metazoa; Chordata; Amphibia; Anura; Ranidae. The record is from the annotation of a GenBank genome assembly.